AUGUUUAUUGGCGGUCUCAACUGGGAGACUACGGAUCAAUCCCUGCGAGACUACUUCACCCAAUUUGGAGAGGUCGUCGAGUGCACUGUCAUGAGAGAUAGCAGCACGGGCCGGUCAAGGGGCUUCGGCUUUUUGACAUUCAGAGACCCGAAGACAGUCAACAUUGUUAUGGUCAAGGAACACUUUUUAGAUGGCAAAAUUAUCGAUCCCAAGCGUGCGAUUCCUCGGGAUGAGCAGGAAAAGACCAGCAAGAUCUUCGUCGGCGGUGUCAGCCAGGAGACCACUGACCAAGAAUUCAAGGACUACUUUGCUCAAUUUGGGCGUGUUGUUGACGCCACUUUGAUGAUGGACAAGGAUACCGGUCGUCCUCGUGGGUUCGGUUUCGUUACAUUCGAGAGCGAAGCCGGUGUUGAGGCAUGCUUGAGCACCAGUCUGGAAAUUCACGGCAAGCCGAUUGAAGUCAAGAAGGCCCAGCCACGUGGCAAUCUCAGAGAAGAAGAAGAAGCUGCCCGACGGAGCGGCAAGUUCAGGAAGGGCGAAGAUAAUGCUCAGAAUGGCCAAGGCGGUAUGGGAGGUAGCCAGAUGGCUGCUACCGGUGGUAUGACGCCGCAGGUCAUGGCUCAGUAUUUCCAGCGGAUGCAACAGUACUUUGCCAUGAUGCAGCAGCAGAUGGCUAUGAGCCGGGGUCAGCCGCAGCAGCAGCAGCCGCAGCAGCAAGUUGGUCAGGGCCCGCGACGAGGUGGGGGCGGUGGCGGUGGAGGUGCCCCUCGCGACCAGUACAACCAAGGUGGUGCCUAUGCCAUGGGUGGCGGUGGUGGCGCCCCGACGUCUUGGGAGGGCAUGUAUGACGACGUCCCUCAGCCCAAUUUGAAUCAGGGUGGCCGAGGAGGUUACAGAGGCGGACAUCGCGGCGGUUCCCACAGCGGUGGCUCUCAUCAGGGAUCGCCGGAUCCCGCACACGCUCCGCCUGCCAACGCUCCUACAGGACCGAAGAACGCGGGCAGACCCGGUGCUAACUACCGUGGCGGCGGCCGAAGCGGGAACCGCGGUUUCCACCCUUACUCGCGUUGA
Molecule: messenger RNA, 1071 nt
Organism: Colletotrichum spaethianum
Lineage: Eukaryota; Fungi; Ascomycota; Sordariomycetes; Glomerellales; Glomerellaceae
Product: putative RNA-binding protein sce3
Exons: 4
Coding region: 1-1071 (356 amino acids)
Molecular function (GO): RNA binding
Source: RefSeq, a predicted model, not a curated record